Molecule: messenger RNA, 1160 nt
Organism: Clunio marinus
Lineage: Eukaryota; Metazoa; Arthropoda; Insecta; Diptera; Chironomidae
Source: the annotation of a GenBank genome assembly
GGAAAAUUGAAUUGCAAGUUAGAUGCUUGUUAAAGUUUCUUUUGAAGAAUAACCUACGUAAAAUGGCACGAAAAGUCUUGUUGAAGGUCUUUAUUCUAAUCGCAAUGUGUGGAUUUAUUGAUGGAGGUGGUGACAGUUCUCCAGAAAGUUCAUCAGAAUCAGUACCAUCUUCACCUGAAUCAGUUUUUGAUUCAUCUCCUGAAGCAGAGCCUGAAUCGGAACCGGAAUCAGAACCUCAAACGGAACCGGAAUCAGAACCUCAGUCGGAAUCGGAAUCAGAACCUGAAUCAGAGCCUGAAUCGGAACCUGAAUCUUCACAAGAUGUGUCAAGGCCAUGCCCAAACUGUAUUCAAGGACAAAAAAAUAAAAUGACUUAUAUAGAAUGGAAACAGAUGAAUUGGGAUCGACCUGGAAGAUCUGAUGGAACAUGUCCAGGAAACAGAAGGAAGCGUAUAAUUGCUGGCGCAUUCUUAGAUCCACCACAAGAGGGAAAUAAAUGCUGCUGUGAACCAAUCAACAGCCCCAACUACCCAGAAGUUAACGUCCCCACUGGUCAGCCAGAAUAAAUCUCUGCAUAAAGUGCCUACAUGUAGUAAAAUGAAAAAUAGUAAAUUCGGAACAUUUUGUAGAAGUAAAAAUUAAUGCGACUAAACCAAAUUAUUUUAAAAUAAAAAAUAAACUUUGAGUAUUUAGGCACGAAACCCAUAAUAAAGCUUUAAAACUGAAAUAUCACAAUUGAAUACGCCAACGUUAAAGAAAUGGGAUUGGUGCUGAAAGCUUCACACUGAAAGCAAUUUGGAUAAAUUAGCAUAUCAUUGCUAUUCUCCCUUCAAAUUGCCUGUUAAGUGAAGAAUGAAAAAAAUCCGUGGGAGCUCUAAGGCAGCGAAUCUAUCUUAGAUUCCUUUUUUAAUAUUGAAUUAUGCUAGAAACAGCAAUUUUCUGUUUCUUUAUGGACGCGUUGCUAAUGUUAAUUUGUCAUUCUAUAUAAACUCUGUCUAUGUUAACAAUGAAGUGAUAGGUAAAACGACUUGAUUUACUCACACAAUAAAUUUCCAUAAAUUUCAAUUUUUUCUUCUACUUCAUCCUAAAAUUUGAGAUUUAUUUCUUCUUUGAUGCGUUAACAGAUUUAUGAUGACAAAUAAAUUAGAAUUAAAUUGUGA